AACGCAAUAUUUCACAGUUAUUUCGUGCAAUUAAUUACGUUUAUAUUAAUUAUUAGAUGCAUUGUCUGGCAACAAACUCACGUGUCAUCCUUCAUUCAUUCCAAAACCUGGCUGUGAAUAUAUAAAUCAUUGAAUAUCACGUCCCAUCAAUUCAAGAAUCGAGUCCCUGCUUCUAUUGGCUAAGAACGUUUCUAUUCUCCAGUCCUAUUGGUGGACACUUUCUAUUUCCCGUUCCUAUUGGCGGAUAUUUUCUAUAUCGCGUGCUUUCACAUUACAAUUCUCAAUCCGAUAGUUUCCAAUAUAUUUUCUAAUCCGUGGCACAACAACUAAACUUUCGACGAGAUCUCUCGAUUAUUCGUCCAUACGUAAUCCCCGAAGAAAAAAAAUCAAAAAACAUCCCCAUUGACGCUUUUUUCCCUCACGAGAGCGAAAUGACGUGAGAAAGAUCUUCUCGUACGUGCACCUUAUUUCGAGAAAGCCUUAUUAGAGAGAGAGAGAGAGAGCUCCCGCCGAGUGACAGGCGCAUCAUGCACGCUCCGGACGAAGCGUGUUCGCGUCGCCACCUUCCGUCAGAACUGCCGUCACCCGGGGAGAAACGCGCGCCCAGGCGAGGAUUAUGAGCCGGACGACCGUCCCCGAUGACCUCGCUCGAGGAUGACUUAGGAGGUCAGCUCGUCGAAAGGAUAACCGGAUUCCCUGGUUGAAAUAUGCGGAACUUACACUGGGCAUGCUGCUUCCUUUGGGUGGGUCUGCCGAUGUUCGCGGCCUACCCCGUACCCACGUCACCUGUCGCAGGUUCACCACACACACGUGCUUCCUGGCAAUGGGAACACUACUGGAUGCGUUAUGCGAUUGCUCUGUCAAGUGUCACCGCCACAGCGUUAACUUUAGCUGGUUGCCUCUGUUGUCAGAGGCACAGAAGACCAAGAGGAUUUAAGGACAAAGCAGAGAAUAUCAAACAGGAAUUCAAGGAUGGAAGCGUUAUAGAGGAAAGCGCAUUCGGUCGGUCUAUUGAAGGAUUGGAGUUGGAUGCCUCCAGGACACUAGCUGCUUCCGAAAGAGUCCAGUUCGAGCCUUUACCAGUGGACUCCAUUGUAUCCGGAGCAAGGAGUACACCAAAGGCUAAAGCUAAACCUCUGUCAGCGCCACGUAACGAGGAUCAAGACAUCCAGGAUCAUUCCGUUCUGCAGGAGCCGUGCAGCGAAUGGUUCAGUUCCAACGAGCUCUACGUCCCGAGAGAGAAGCUCAAGUAUCUCCGAGAAAUCGGUCACGGCUGGUUCGGUAAGGUCGUUGAAGGUCGCGCGGACCUGGAACAGCCGAAAGGUAUAUCGAAAUCUGGCGGUGUGGUCGUGAGAAUCCUCACCGAAGAAGCCACCACGAGGGAGAAAGCCUGGUUCCUCGGCGAGGCUACGCCGUACUUGAAACUACGUCAUCAGAACGUUCUGGCUCUGCUUGGCUUCUGCCUGGAGACCGAUCCGUACCUCCUGCUGUUCGAGUCCUGCCCGGCUGGUGAUUUGAAAGGCUUCCUGUUAUCAAAUCGCGACGCCAGGUCGAGGGACGCCCUCGCCAAGGAGAAUAUUCCCAUAAGAAUCGCGAUGGAGAUCGCAUCCGGUUUGAAGCACAUGCACAGUCACGGCUUCGCCCACACGGACCUCUCCGCGAGGAACUGCCUGAUCGCCCCGGACCUGUCGGCCAAGCUCGGCGACUACGGCACCGGCGUCGAGAAAUAUCCCGCGGACUAUUACAUCGUGGGAGAUCGAGCCUUGCCGAUCAGAUGGUCCGCGCCGGAGAGUCUGAACUGCACGGACACGACGAUCGAGACGCAGGAGAUCACGUUGAAGGCGAACAUGUGGAGUUACGCGGUUCUCCUGUGGGAGAUCGUCAGCUGGGGCGAGAGGCCGUACAACGACAUGAACGACGAGCAGAUCAUUCAGAUGAUCCUCGCCCUGAAGAGGCAAGUCACCCCGAACGGUACCCGGCUGCUGCAGAGCUACCUCGUCAAUUGCCCGUCAAAUAUAUGCCAGGUGACACGUCUAUGUCUGAACGUCAACGCGAAGAGCAGACCGUCGUUGGACGACGUGAGACAGAUUCUUCUGAAUGAGCCCUCCGUUCACCAGGACUUCGAGCAACGCUGGGAGAGUCUGCGCGCAAACUCCUGCAGCAAGCAGCACGCGCGAAGCGCCAGCUUGCAGGAUCUACGCGGAAGCAUCGACUCCGACUACUGGACCCACAUCGUGGACGACGUCCAGACCGCGGACAACGCGCUGCAGCAGUCCUCGUUUCGUCUCGGACCUGACGAACAAGUGAGGAACAUCCCCGGGAUGAAGAACGCCGUCCCUAUAUUUCAGGAAUCCGGCUCGGAGACCGAGGAAGAGAGCUGGAAGGGUCGAGUCGAGAAGGGGGUCUACACUGAAAAGGUGAAGCAGAAGUCCAAGUCCGUGACGGACCUCAUGGUGCUCGUGCACAUCGAUCCGGACUCCGACGCCGAGUGGUCGAUGGGCGCGCAGACCUCGUCCUCGGAAAGGAACGCGAAGAAGAAGCUACCCGGCAGCGACAGCGACCUGAGACGCAGCGUUCCCGAGUUCGACGAGGCGUUGAAGAAACUGCGGGACCCGUUGCCGGCUAACAACGGCACCACCAAGCUCGCCAGAUCGCUGGAGAACCUGGAGCGACCGAAACUCCUGACUCUGACCAUGGAUCAGGGUCAGACGCCGAUCCUGCGAUUGUCCUUGGACGACGCGGCGAUGACUCCUGAGGGCAAUGGCGACGCACAACGUAGUGAGAAGCACGUAUUGAGACUCCUGUCAAAGGGAGACGACCCGGAUCUUCCCCUCCUGCGCUAUGUACCUGACCAAACCACAUUCUCCGUCGAGGAGGAAGCGAGAAGGAGAGAGGAGACCGAGAAUAACGUCGAGGACGUUUUGCUCUGGAAUCACGCGUUGGACUCCGCUCUGGAGCACAAGGUGCCCGGUUUCUCGGACGAAACCGAGUUCAAUGAGUAUGUAGAAUCCUCGGGAUCGACUGGACAAAAUGGCAACGCGCCGGAACUGGUCGUCACCUCCACGCCAGACGCAACGCACUUUCGCAACAACGUCUACGCCACCAUUUACAGCGCCGACGAGAGCUUCCCCACGGCGGAGAACAUGGAGCAAGUGGAAGGGAAGCUGCUGUCGAACGACGACGAGGAAGAGAGGAAGCAGCUGUCCACCCCGGACGACGAGCAGAGCUCCGACUCGGGUUUCCGGGACAAGGAGUCCUGCGAGGAAGAGGAAGGAGGUUGUCUGCCGACGUCCGGCAAUCUCUUGGCCUCCGCCAACACUUCCGGAUCGUCCUAUGCUGAAGAGGAGCCUCUUCAGAUCCUGUUCGAGCUGGACACCAUCCUCGACGCGGAAUAUUACGCCACUGCCGGGCCUGAAAGUAUAACGGAAGCUGACAUUUCCACAUCCGGCGUCGAGGAAACCGUCUCGCCCUCGAGACGGAACGUUCAGUCGAAUCAUGUAUCUGCGAACGUGGAAGAGGAUAGGAAGGAUGGUCCAAAGGGUGAGAGAACAAACUCUGAAUACGAGACUCGAGGGUUUCAAGCUGAAGACGACGUUCGAUCGCGCGAAGCGGAAGCGGAAGUCGCUAUUGUUAGUGCUCAGCGGGACGAGCAGUGCUCGCAAGCGGACUACGAGAACGAGGACGAGGACAGCUCGACGGUGAGCCUGCGCAGCGACAAUUCCUACGUGUCGUUCAACAUGGAGGAGGAAUUCGUCACGGCGAUUCGGAACGAACUCAGGGAAAAGUUGCCCCAGGCGCAGAUGCAGAUCGUAGAGUCCUUGGAGGUUCACGACGACGACAGCGCGGCCGGCGACGUCUACGGCAAACGGUGGGACGACGAGGACGGCGAAGAUUCAGCCGAUCAAACUGGCGGAGGUGUAGACAUUUCGAUCAGGUACAACGUGUACGGAACGCCGCUGAGUCCCAUCUUGGAGGAGCGAGAGAGCACGGUGACUUCCGAGUCGUUGAUCUCGAACUCGAGGGAGACGUCGCUCAUCUCUAGGGAUUCGAUGCCGUCCGAGGACGUGCUGCUGGUCGACACGCGUACAAACGAGAUGAUAUUGCUGGAAGGGCUGGGGGACCGAUUGCAGGACGAGGAUCGGGACACCACGAACGGCGAUCUGUCGGACGAGGAGAACUUUGAUUACACCUCGUCUAUGAUGCGUCCCUUGGAGGAUAAAUCGCGCGGGAUCAUGAAGACGGGCGGAGGCAACGCGCCAUUACCGAGUCCCGAGGAAGAGUCCAAGUGGCAGCAGCUGUCUUCGUCCUUUCCCUUACCUCUGCCCUUGCCCUUACAGGACGAUCUGAUGUCGACGAGUUUCGCCAGCGAGAACGAAUGCUAUAGUCAGGAAGAUGAAGACGAAGAGGAAGAAGAAGAGGGCGAUGAGGAAGAUGAAGAUGAAGAGGGAGAGGGUGAAGGAGAGGAGGAGGAUGAGGACAACAGUUCCAGUUCCGGUGAAUUUGUAUGGAAGAGAUACAACGAGCCGCACGUCGAGCAGAUACGGAUCAAAAGUACCGCGAACGAGGAUGACGAAGCGACAAGUACGCCAACGGCGAAUACCGAAUUGGAAGAGGAAGAGUUGGGUGUCGAGGAGGACGAGGAAGAGGAGGAAUUCACGCCUUCGGCCUGGAACGCCACUUUAGCGCCUCAUCGUUCAGCGUUGAGGUCUCCGGACAAAACGUUAAAGUCUGGGGAUGAGUUGGAUCAGAAGAAGAGCGUAUGGUUCAAGAAGCAACGCUACCACUGCGUAUAUGAGUACCCGAAGGAAACACCACCUGUGGACAGUCAGGAUGACGUCACCACCAAUUCGGAACCGACGUCGUACUCUGAUUGGGAAGAAAUGAUCAAUGAGCCACGAUUAGACAUGUACCCUUUAAAUUACGAUGACGCCAAUCAUACUGGAAACGAUCAGGAAUUCUUCGUCACCAGUUCGAAUCGGCCCUUCCAGUUCCAAACCGGCGAGAGUAGAUGCGUCAGCCAAUUCUUUCCCGGCGCGAACGCAAUCCUGUUGCCCGACGAGCGGGAUGAAACGGAUGGCUGCCGGCAAGAGGAGCCGCACCAGAAUAACAUCGACUUCGCCAACGAAUACAUCGAGGGCCAGCCGGGCCAGCAGCACCAAUUGGGGGAGCUGAGACACACCAGGGAUCGUUUGAAAUUAAAUCUAGUAUCAUCGAAUAGUAUACCGUCCGUCCCUUUCGUUCCUGCGAAACAGCCGCACUCGGGGGAGCAAUUAAUAGAGAACCACGAAUCGGAAGAACCUGAGAACGUCAUCGCGCAAGACCAAUGUAUCGUAUCGAGCGACGAUGACGCGUUGCCAAAGGUGCCUCACGAAGAUGUCCAGGCUGAUUUAGCUUCUACGAGGAACCUCCAGCGCGACAGCCGGGAAACGCUGGAGUCUACCGAGAAGUGAAGUGUUUUAGCAAUGAAAAAAACUAAAGUCUGAUAAUGGUGUACUGAAGGAGAAACACAGUUCAGUCCGUCCGAAACAAUCUCGUCGUGGAAAAUAGCCGUCGAUUUUCCUCGUUCAACGCAUUCAAUGAAGUUAUCACCGAUGAGAUUUACUAUCAUGCGUGACACACGAAUCUCGAACAAAUGUAUAUAAUAGAUCUGAGGAUGUAGCGAAUAUCGCGUGCUCGAGGUGACUUACGCCAAGGUCAAUCGGUUGUCUAGCGGAUUUUGUUAGCGCGGAGUUGUUAUGUAGUUGUUCUCUGUAAAAUAAGUACGAAAAAAUGCGUGUCACUAUAUAGAUAAUUGCGGCUUUAUUGUCAUGGAUAAAGCUUCCUAUUUCGCAUGUGAUGGUUCAAUAAUCGUGAUAGAACAAACGAGGGACAGAGGGGAACUCUAUAUAUAUAUAUAUAUAUAAAAUGGACACAAGUAUUAAUUCUAGACAAUCGAUUCGUAGAGAAGCUACAUCGAAAAAAAAAAUUCGUUGCACGUGUAAAUAGUUAUUUAUAGCGUAAUCGUUAAAAACAAACAGUAGUGCCUAUGUAGAACGACACAAUUAUUUUUGCGAUUGUCUAUAAGAGACAUAUAACUGUCUUUCAUUAUUUUUUUCCUUUUUGCUCUUUACCGAUACUCAUUAUCGCACGAUAUUUCUCGAUAUUAACUAAACAUUAUUAACAAUCCGCUCUCUAUUAUCAAAGUAUUGUAUAGCAGAAUAUAUGGGAUACUUUCCAUCCCGCUUAUUAAAGACUCUUGUGGCGAAGGAAAAAUCAUGGAAAAAAUAUACUUGCACGUCUAAUUUUC
This is a messenger RNA of Nylanderia fulva, 6286 nucleotides long. NCBI's taxonomy places the organism in Eukaryota, Metazoa, Arthropoda, Insecta, Hymenoptera, Formicidae. The record is from RefSeq and is a predicted model, not a curated record.